UGGCGGCCGGAGGGCCGAAGCGCCGGCGGGGCCGGGCGGGGGCGCUGCGAACGGAUGACGGAUGUCUCGCUGCCAGUUCGCGGCUUCCACGGUGUGAGCAGCGAGCGUGCAUAUUGGAGUGACAUGGCCACGAGUAUCUCGGAGGAGAUCGAGGAAAUCGAUCGGAAGCAGAAUACGGAGGUAGCGAGUACUGGCGAGUUCCCGCCCGAAUACUUAAUCAAGCAUCCCCUGCAAAAUACCUGGACCCUAUGGUAUUACGAGCCCGACAGGAAUAAAUCAUGGGAGGAGAGCCAACGGGAGAUAACGAGCUUCGAUACAGCUGAGGAUUUCUGGAGCUUGUACAACCAUAUAAAGACAGCUUCGGAGUUAAGGCAAGGUUGUGACUAUAGCAUGUUUAAGCAAGGAAUUCGGCCUAUGUGGGAGGACGAUCAGAAUAAGUGCGGCGGACGGUGGUUAAUAAAUCUAGAUAAGAAGCAAAGAGCUACCGAUCUAGAUAACUUUUGGUUAGAAAUUCUCCUAUGCAUGAUCGGGGAAGCCUUUAAUGAAUAUUCUGACGACGUUUGCGGAGCUGUAGUGAAUGUCAGACCAAAAGGCGACAAGCUUGGUAUCUGGACAUCAAACGCAGAUUGCGCGGAUAGUGUUAUGGAAAUCGGCCGGAAACUGAAGGAAAGAUUAAGGAUUACGUCUAAAACGACUAUGGGAUAUCAAGUACAUAAAGACACCAUGAUUAAAGCUGGAAGUCAAACAAAAAAUACUUAUACACUUUAAGCAUCACUAAAUUUGAUAUCACCCUUGAGUUCAUUUUAAUAUAUUAAUUGAUAUCAAAAAUCGUUGAUUAAAACAUUAACAAUAUAAUUGUGUGAAAAUAUAUCUUUGCAUUAUAUUGAAAUAUAAAAAAUGAAAUUUUGUUUUUCAAAAGUGUAUACUUAAGUCGUAGUUACGUUUCCGUAAUAACGAUAGAGACUAAAUGAAAAUAAAUCGCAUAUUACAACAAAAUAGAUGAAAUAUAUUAUCAAUAUAAAUAAAAAAUUAAUUUAAGAAAUAGUAUACAUAGCUACAAAUAUAAUUUAUGAGAUACACGCGGACUGCUGUAUUUUUUGUGGCUGAUAAUAUGUAUGGUUAGGAUAAAUUUAUAUACUUAGUAUAAUUCUUGCAACUUCUUUUCUUCACAGAUAAAUCCUUGUAAUCUCUUGUAAUAUUUCUGUAAUUUUUCUUGUUAAACUUGUAUUGUACAGUAGUGAAGCACAAGCUACAAUUAUACUCGAGAUUUU
This is a messenger RNA of Solenopsis invicta (red fire ant), 1271 nucleotides long. It is a transcript of the gene eIF4E4, whose product is annotated as eukaryotic translation initiation factor 4E. Gene Ontology annotation, cellular component: eukaryotic translation initiation factor 4F complex; cytoplasm. Gene Ontology annotation, molecular function: translation initiation factor activity; RNA 7-methylguanosine cap binding. NCBI's taxonomy places the organism in Eukaryota, Metazoa, Arthropoda, Insecta, Hymenoptera, Formicidae. The transcript is spliced from 4 exons. The record is from RefSeq and is a predicted model, not a curated record. Bases 55 to 768 code for a protein of 237 amino acids. Gene Ontology annotation, biological process: translational initiation.